AUCUGUAGAUGAACACAGAAAAAUAGAGUACAAAGCUGCUAUCAAAAUCCAGAGCUGGUUUCGAGGAUGCAGAGUCCGAGCCUAUCUGAGAAAUCUGAACAAAAUGGCGACUUUAAUACAGAAGUGGUGGAGAGGUUAUCGAGGCAGAAGAUACUUCAGAAAAAUGGUGGAGACAGCAUAUUUUAUUAUGAAGAUGAAUUUCUACAAUGAAAUGGCUGUCAGGAUUCAGAAAAGGUGGCGAGGCUAUUAUGUUCGGAAAUAUAACCAUAAUUAUUAUGCACUGAAGAAAUACCUGGAAGCCAUUGUUGUGAAUAACGCGAUUGUCAGGAAUGAACUCCAAGAGUAUGCAGAAAUGAAAGAAAAUGAAGAGAAAGAGAAAGACCUAGAAAAGAAAGAAAAGGAAAAGAAAUACCAAGCCCGAAAGAUGCAUUACCUCCUUAGCACUGAGCAGAUUGCAGGCAUAUACAACUCGCCGUUCAGAAAAUCCCCAGAUCCGAUGGAACUGCUGCUACGGAAGUCAAAGCCAUUGAGCCACAGACGGCAGCAAAUGAGCUCUCUCACCGAUGAACUCUAUGACUGGCCAACUUGUAGAAGGCCUCCGACUUUCUCCACAGAACAGCCUCUGCCACCUAUUGGCAGACAGAAACCUCAGGGGCCUUUCCGCGAUACUGCUGAAGUAUUGCAGCAACGCUACAAGCCUUUGGAACCAACCUUGCGAGUGGCAGCAUCAAUCAAUUCACCACAAGAGAAGGCCAGAGAGGAAAUGAAAAGGGAGGAAUGGAGAAACCGUAUACAUGACAAUGAAUUCCUGCCAUUUUCUUCAUAUCACAAAAAUGAGAAGUAUAGCCCAUCAAUUCAUAGGUCAGGCAAAUAUGGGCAACAAACUUACGGAAUUAAACACUUCCGAGAAGUACAGCCUAAGAAGUGGAUAACAGACAAAGACUUUCAAACAGUGUUGCCAUCGAUUGUUCUCUUUGAAAAGUUUGGAAAAACUUAUUCCCCAACUGGACAAAUAGUGUAA
Molecule: messenger RNA, 1021 nt
Organism: Antrostomus carolinensis (chuck-will's-widow)
Lineage: Eukaryota; Metazoa; Chordata; Aves; Caprimulgiformes; Caprimulgidae
Gene: SPATA17
Product: spermatogenesis associated 17
Exons: 9
Biological process (GO): mitotic cell cycle; establishment of meiotic spindle localization; spindle organization
Cellular component (GO): spindle pole
Molecular function (GO): calmodulin binding
Source: RefSeq, a predicted model, not a curated record